This is a messenger RNA of Sorex fumeus (smoky shrew), 750 nucleotides long. RefSeq names its product translation initiation factor IF-2-like. The transcript is spliced from 2 exons. The record is from RefSeq and is a predicted model, not a curated record. The coding region runs from base 1 to 750 and encodes 249 amino acids. Lineage: Eukaryota; Metazoa; Chordata; Mammalia; Eulipotyphla; Soricidae.
AUGACCUUCCGCGGGAGUGGCCAGCGCUGGCCACGGGCACGACGGAGCCGCUGCCUCGCCUCAGCAAUCUCGAGUCGCCCGCUCGGGAGCGAGAGGACCCGACGGUCGCCGGACACGAGGCAAGAUGGCGGCCGGCGCCCGCGUCGGGACCGGCUGCCGAGGGGGCGGCGGGGUGGCGACCGGGGCGGGUUCCGGGGCGGCGAGCCGGGGGGUCUGCGCCUCCUCGGAGCCGACGGCACCGCGGCCCCCCGCGCCCGCCUCCGAGCGGGACCCGCUCCCUCAGCCUCCCCGGCGGCGCGCUCGCUCCCGGCCCGCCCCGCGCGCGCGCGCGCGCCGCCGCCGCGCAUGCGCACGCCCGGCGGCGGCGGCGGCGGCGGCGCCGUGGCGCUCGGGGCGGCUCCGCGGGGCGGCCGGGCGCGGAUCCCCGUUCCCCGGGAGGGCGGGCGGGCGCGCGCGGGGCGGCGACGGCGCCCCCGCGCUGAGGAGCGGGGCGCGCGCGCGCCGAGGGGCUCCGCGGGUCGCCCUCCGCGCGGCUCCCCCGCCGCCCCGGCCGGCCCGAACACGCCCCCCGCGGCCCGCGCGCGCCCUGGGGGGCCGCACCCGGCCGGCGGCGCGCCGCUGCGGCCGGGCCUCGGGCGCCGCCGCGGGCGCGCGCAGGGCCCCCCCCCCGCCGCCCUCCGCGCCGCGGCCUCACGCACCCGCCGUGGUCGCGGCCGCUCCCGCCGCCGCCGGACGAGCGGCGGCGCCUGA